CACACACACACACACACACACACACACAAGAGGUUGUUUGGUGUCGCACACGCACACCGUCACUGAAGGCGCGCGCUUGGUUGAGCGGCACACGAGCAGAUUAGUUACCGGUACCGGCAUGGCAAACGGUUGGGGUCAGUGUGUCUGUUCGCUUUUCAACUACAAGACGGAGAAAUUCUUCAUCGCGUCAAACAAGAAAAUCGGAGUGUUAUUCAGACUCUUUCAGCUCGCAGUGAUCGGAUACUUAAUCGGAUGGGUCUUCAUAUGGAAGAAAGGCUACCAAGAGAGAGAAGAGGCAUUUGAGAGCUCGGUGUUCACAAAGCUUAAAGGUUUUGCUCUCAUUAACACCACAGAGCAUGGGUUCCAUGUGUGGGGCGCUGAAGAUUAUGUCAUUCCUUCUCAGGGGGAUAAUGUCUUCUUUAUCGUAACCAAUUACAUUGAGACUCCAAACCAAAGGCUGGGCUUGUGCGCUGAGAGUUCAAAGGUUCUUGAUGGUGUCUGCUCUCAUGAUGAUGACUGCACAGAUGGAAUUCCUGUUAUUGCAGGUCAUGGGAUGAAGACGGGACGCUGUAUGAAUGAGACAGGCACGUGCCAAAUUUAUGGCUGGUGUCCAGUUGAGUGCAGACAAACACCAAUGGUGCCAUUGCUGGAGAAAGCAGAAAACUUCAGCGUCUACAUCAGGAACUUCAUUAGAUUUCCGAGGUUUGACUUCUCCAAAUCCAAUGUUCUCCGCUCCAACAACCACACAUAUCUGAAGUCUUGCUACUAUGACAAAGUCCACCAUCCAUAUUGCCCCAUCUUCCGAAUAGGAGAUCUGGUCAACUGGACUGGUCACAGCUUCCAAGAAAUGGCUGUCAAGGGUGGAAUUGUUGGAGUAGGGAUUGAGUGGAAUUGUGAUUUAGAUAAAGACUACUCUAAAUGCAACCCCAGAUACAGCUUCACUCGUCUGGACAACUCGAAAUACGAAAACAUCACUGGAUACAACUUCAGAUUUGCUCGCUAUUACAGAGAUGCAGAUGGAGAGACUUAUCGCUCACUGUUUAAAGUGUAUGGCAUUCGAUUUGAUAUCAUGGUUAACGGGGAGGCAAGGAAAUUCAGUAUUGUCCCCACGGUGGUGAACAUUGGGUCUGGAGUUGCUUUAAUGGGUGUUGGAGUGUUCUGCUGCGACAUGAUCCUCAUCUAUAUGAUGCGUGGGAGCUCGUUCUAUAGACAGAGGAAGUUCGAGACUGUGGUAAACAAGCAUGACAGACGAUCCAAAGAGGAGAAGCGCACGAGACACCAUCGGCACGGCCAUGAUAGACAGAAGAAAGAAGACAAACUGGACUUGGAGAACGAACUGCUGUCGUCCUCGCCGACUCGUAGUCCAAGAAUACACAAACAUCGCAGUCAUGAACAGAAGCACGUUAAAGAGGCAACAUCCAGAUCCCACCGCAGUCCUCAAAGAAAGCCCGUGGCUCAGGCUUCCUCAUCCAGGAAGCCACACAGUCCAAAAAAAUGAAGUAACAGAUGAAGAAACUGAAAUUGUUUUGGGAGAGAAUUACUGUAUACUGUGAAGGAAAAAUGAUGGAGAUGAGAGAAAGUAUUUAUUUUUGCAGGCAAAUAAGGUACUAUUCCAUGCUAUGCCAAAGUUGAGCAACUCUGUGAGUAUGUUAACUGUAGCUGAAGGGUCGAACCUUAAACCGCUAAUUGCUUUAGACAUGACUGACUUAUUUGUAAGGAAAAAAUACUCCAGAACUUAAAGAAAAUAAAGGUGCUUGAAAUGUACUAGAUGAACGAGUGAGUCAAGUCUCUCCGGCCUUGUUAGACAUUACAGGACGAAGACUCUCCAGGGGAAAGUAGCAUUUUGCAGAAAUUUUUUGCACGUUUGAAAUUUCACAGCAUUUAAGGUCAAAAUAUCAAUAAAUGCAUGGGAUUCGUUUUGGUAUGUUUUCAUGAAGUGUGCCAAAAAAUUCUAGAGUUGAUUGACGUAAAAUAUGAACAGUAUUUUUUUUUAAAUGCUAGAAAAUGUGUGAAAUGGAGGUUACAUUAGUUGCUACAUUGCCUUUUGAUAUUUUAACUGUUUUUUUGUUUGUUUUUUUUUUUACAUAAUGCCUUUUAUUAUAAAUGUAAAGAUAAUACAUGCAUGCUUGUUGAUGUAAAGGGGGUUAAAAAGCUAGUUAAAUAAAUAAAACAAUUACUACAAUUAUAUGAGUGAUUUGGUUAUUUAUUUAGAAGAAACCACAGAAAUAUUCACACACAAUGCCACAUAAGUCAGGAGUUGUUAGAUGGUUAAUUUAUAUUUCUCACAAUGGAAGGAGGAUAUUUGUUUCUUCUCAGACUCUCAGGAAAUAAAGAUACCAUUUCUAAUACAAGUAUGCUAAAUUUCAAACAGAGUCCCCUUUGAGUAUUGCAUUUGAGUAUUGCAUUGUCAAAUUUUACACCAGCAGUUUUAUUUCCUGUGUUUGUUGUUGACAAUGUCAGAGAAAAUGCAUUCUGAAGGGUUCUUCGGUUUGCUUUGGGUGAAAAAAACAACAGACAUCAGAAAUGGGUUCCAAGUGUAACUUUAAACUAUCCAAAGAAUCCUUCAGAAACUCUUGUUUCUUUGAGUGUUAUUUAAUGAUAAUUAAAUCAAAACUUAGAGACUUGUUAGCAAAAUUAAAGAUCACGAUGCAGGUCUUGUAUCAAGGUGGCACAGCAGGUAAUAUUACUCUCCCACAGCUCCAGGAUCCCCAGUUCAAUCCUGAUCUUGUGUUACUGUGUGUGUGGAGUUUCACAUGUUCUCCAAGUCCAUAUUUGUUUCCUCCAGGUUCUCUGCUCUCCUCCUACCUCCCAGAAACAUGUCAGUAGGUGGACUGACUACGCAACAUUGCCCAAUGGUGUGAAUGUGUGCACACAUAUAUGUGUGUGUGAAUGUGUAUAUUGGCCUCUCAUGUCAUCCAGGGUGCAUUCCCAGGAUAGGCUCCAGAUCCACCACGACCUUGACCAAGAAUAAAAGGCUUUACUGAAGAUGAACGAAUGAAUUAAUAAAUAAAAAUAGAUCUGAUUAACGACUUCAUGCUUCACCUUUAAGCCCAGGUACUGAGCUACUUCAGAUCGUAAUCAGUUCAGUGCAAUCGAAUACAACAGAGAGAUGAAAUAACCAUUAGAUGAAAUUAAUCAUGAACAGAGAUUACAUGGAACCCUACAGAGAUUUCUUAACCUAUGCACAAACACACAUCUACAGCAGUGUUGCUUUUCAGUACACAUGCACCAUUC
Messenger RNA from Ictalurus furcatus (blue catfish), 3234 nucleotides. RefSeq names its product purinergic receptor P2X, ligand-gated ion channel, 5 (gene p2rx5). Gene Ontology annotation, molecular function: purinergic nucleotide receptor activity; extracellularly ATP-gated monoatomic cation channel activity. Lineage: Eukaryota; Metazoa; Chordata; Actinopteri; Siluriformes; Ictaluridae. Gene Ontology annotation, cellular component: nuclear inner membrane; plasma membrane. Gene Ontology annotation, biological process: monoatomic cation transmembrane transport; response to ATP. Bases 119 to 1498 code for a protein of 459 amino acids. The transcript is spliced from 12 exons. The record is from RefSeq and is a predicted model, not a curated record.